Gracilinanus agilis (Agile Gracile Mouse Opossum) is the source of this 725-nucleotide messenger RNA. Its product is annotated as splicing factor 3B subunit 5. Lineage: Eukaryota; Metazoa; Chordata; Mammalia; Didelphimorphia; Didelphidae. The record is from RefSeq and is a predicted model, not a curated record. The coding region runs from base 138 to 398 and encodes 86 amino acids. Gene Ontology annotation, cellular component: U2 snRNP; precatalytic spliceosome. Gene Ontology annotation, biological process: mRNA splicing, via spliceosome. The transcript has a single exon.
CCGAGUCCCGUCGUGUAGCUUUGGGUUCUCUCUGGCUUUCUCUGGGGGUUCCGGGAACGAGCUCUGCCCGGGAAACGCCGCGAUUGUGAGGUGCGCCUCUUGAACUAACGAGCAGCGCAGGACACGUCCUCGCCACCAUGACGGACCGGUACACCAUCCACAGCCAGCUGGAGCAUCUGCAGUCUAAGUACAUUGGCACAGGCCACGCUGACACCACCAAGUGGGAAUGGCUGGUGAACCAGCACCGCGACUCGUACUGCUCCUACAUGGGCCACUUCGACCUCCUCAACUACUUUGCCAUCGCAGAGAACGAGAGCAAAGCGCGCGUGCGCUUCAACCUGAUGGAGAAGAUGCUGCAGCCGUGUGGUCCUCCGGCUGACAAGCCCGAGGAGAACUGAACCCCCGGGGUCCUCCCAACCCCUUCUGGCUAAGCCCCUUUCUCAGACGUCGGCCCUUUCUGGUUUCCUGCUUCGCGAGGACCAAGCCCCACUAGACCUGCGCUGAUCUCUGUUCUACGACAAAAGGCAGCGUCGUCCUGCUGCUGCCACGGUUCCUCUGCCGGAUCCAUUUGGUUGUUAAGAGCCCAGGGACUGUGCUUAUGGGGUGUCCUCAAUGCUGGCGAAUGCCCGGACAACGACUCUGGAGAGGGAGAUUCAUUUGAAAACUUGUGUUUAGAUUUUGGUGUGUUUUUCAUUCCCUCAUAAAGUUGAAAUUUUAUUGAGCAA